Molecule: messenger RNA, 1554 nt
Organism: Alternaria atra
Lineage: Eukaryota; Fungi; Ascomycota; Dothideomycetes; Pleosporales; Pleosporaceae
Exons: 4
Coding region: 1-1554 (517 amino acids)
Source: RefSeq, a predicted model, not a curated record
AUGUCGGACGAAUUCGAGCAAAGACCGACUGAAACCGGCUAUCAUAUCACUGCAAGCGGGCAGUCGACCGACCAGACAUUUCGCAACGAUGAGCAAAUAUUGGUGCCUGUUUCUACUGACAGAGGAAAUGACAUCCAAACUAACGAAUUCCCGAAGCCAAAGCCCCUUUCAAAGGUGCCCUUGUCAAGAACCUACAGUACUGGAGAACAAGUUUCCCAGAUAGAGAAGCUCCCGGUCAAGCUAAACCGAAAUUACGCAAAUCAGAAUCAAGACAAUCGAGACGUGCGACCACUGGUGACAACCAGAGGAUCUUCAAACGCGCCGAGGCCUCCGCCUGAUUCAUACCAGUCAGAUCAGCAUUACCCACCACCACCACUACAACAACAACAACACGAGAAAUCCCAUAGCGGCUUUAGUAACAAGUUCACCAAGAUUAAAAAUGGUUUGCGUGGUGGUGAGUCCAGCCAUGGGCGACGCUACGAGGACGACUAUGCUCGCAUGCAGCGGUACAAGAAAGAACGAAACGAGGCAGAUGACCGGUAUGAAGAACUUGAAAGAGAGAUGAAUGACAGAAUAUUGGAAUUCGAAAGAGCUCUAAAAGCGGAGCAAGACAUGGUUGAAGCUAUCAAGCUAUCAGCCCACGAACUGCAAAAGACCAAGGACACCAAGGUACUCGUCUUUGGGGUGCAGGAAACCGACGAUGUCGUUCGUUCGAGAUUUAACUCCUUGCUUGACGACAUUCGUACUUGGGCUUCUGGCUUUGUCUGUACUAUGGGACAGGAGCUGCAUUUUGAUGAGCGAAAGCAUUCAGAGUAUCAGCAAGUAGCUCGAUCCUGCGCGACACUGGAUCAACUACACGCCAUUGUCAAGAGAGAAAAGCCAAAGCAAGACAAGAAGCAGAAACGGCAUUUCAUUCGCGGCUGGACCUCAUGCGUGAUGAUCAAAUUCCUGUUUCGGACCCUGGACGAACAAGGCAACGCCGGUGAAGAUGUUGUACUCUCUGAGGAGGACUGGAAGGCAUUUGAACGUCUUGAGAAUAUCCUCUGGUUUGCAGAUGAUAAUAUUAUUUCUCGACGCUCCUUCAACGACUGGCGAGCUUUGACUGUUCACCUUCUAUCCGGAGCAACCAAAAAUCCUCUACGAGAGGAGCGCCUCAAAGCUCGAACUAAAAAUGCUGUACGCGAAGUCAUGUCUCUAGUCCAUGUCUGGGCAGACUUCGACAAAGUGCAGGGUCUUGAAGCAAGACUCUUUAACAUCUUUCAAGAUGCGCUUGUCUUUUCGCACUUCUUACGUCAGCAACGGGCACUGUGGACUUUAAGGCUUCCAACGAUGCUCUCUCGUGUAGGGCCGCUGAUGUUUGAUACGGGGUACAUGAAGGACGAGAACUUGAGCGACGACGAGGGUGAUGGCCGCGCCGGUGGUACACAGUACAGACAGAAAUCCGUCUUGUUGGUUAUCUCACCUGCUUUGUACAAGAGAGGCACUAUGGAUGGGGCAAAGUUUGACUCGGAGCUGGCUGUUGUCCCUGCCAGAGUUAUCUUGACUACGUCUUAA